AAUGGAAUCUUUUUGAAGGAAAAAAAAAAAAAAAAAAAAAAAAAGAAAAAAGAAAAAAAAAGAUUGUUCGAGUACCAACCUUUCUUACGCGUUUUUUUUCGGUGUCUGAAACGGAUAGCCGAACAACAAGGAUGUCCUCACCACCUGAAGAUAAUGGUACACAACGAUCUCUAUUCCGUUUCAGGUUUCUAUGCCGCGGCCCCACAGUUGGAUCUAAACUUCGUUUUACAAUCUUGCAAGGCGUUCGAGAACUCGGAAGGAGGCGGUAACAGGGAGGCGGCGGCGGCGGCGGCGGCGGCAGCGACGACGACGACGACGACGACGGGCCAGCCAGAUUUCGGUGGCGGUUACGUGACGCCCCUGCCUAAUUAUCACGCGCAAGCUGGUAGGCAAAGGAGCACGUACGCGAAAGGUAAUUUCGCGGAUUGCUUCAGAAAGCCGUUCCCCUGCCCGAAAUGCGGCCGUUGCUUCACCGUCAAGGGGAACAUGACCAGGCACCACAAGUACGAGUGCGGCCAAGCGCCAAGAUUCCAGUGCCCUUACUGCGAGUUCCGUAGCAAACAAACGUCCAACGUAAUGUCCCACAUAAGAUCGAGGCACACGGGCCAGAAAGUUCACGUGGUACAUCUCAAGUACGAGAAUUGAAGGAUAUAGAAGUCGGCCAUCCGGAGAAGACGCGAAUUAUUAUAGUUAGGGAGAGAGAGAGAGAGGGAGAGAGAGAGAGAGGAAAAGAGAGAAAGAGAAAGAGUGAGUGAGAGAAAGAGUAUGUAUGCGCGUGCGCGUGAGAGAGCGUGUCUUAUUUGGGGGGGUCGUUUACGUUUCGCUGUAUCGUAAAAAAGGUGGCCGAGAAUGGUGGGGAUGCGAGUAAUCGGCUUAUUUUAUGCUACAAUUGUGUAUAUAAACGAUUGGCCGACUCUUCGCGCAAAUGGCUCCCUCCAUCCGUGCCUAUGACGGAUUCGAUCUCCAUUCCAAACAGUUGACAGUCGGUAUGCAAUAGGUCCUUUCCCCAAUCCCUAAAUGCUAAAUCUCACGUUUCGAGUUGUAAUUAAUCCCAAUUCCCCGGAUCUUAAGCUUUAAAUUCUUAAAUUAAUAAGAAUCGAUGCACACAAGGCAUUCUAGAUCUUCCAAGUUCUAAACUUGGAAAUAGUGUUAAGUUUUCUUAAGCAGCGUUCCAUCGAAUGGAAGGA
Messenger RNA from Apis dorsata (giant honeybee), 1187 nucleotides. Its product is annotated as zinc finger protein 771-like. NCBI's taxonomy places the organism in Eukaryota, Metazoa, Arthropoda, Insecta, Hymenoptera, Apidae. The coding region runs from base 154 to 645 and encodes 163 amino acids. The record is from RefSeq and is a predicted model, not a curated record. The transcript has 2 exons. Gene Ontology annotation, molecular function: DNA-binding transcription factor activity; RNA polymerase II cis-regulatory region sequence-specific DNA binding. Gene Ontology annotation, biological process: regulation of transcription by RNA polymerase II.